Messenger RNA from Cydia fagiglandana, 460 nucleotides. Its product is annotated as shematrin-like protein 2. The record is from RefSeq and is a predicted model, not a curated record. Lineage: Eukaryota; Metazoa; Arthropoda; Insecta; Lepidoptera; Tortricidae. The transcript is spliced from 2 exons. The coding region runs from base 58 to 450 and encodes 130 amino acids.
AUUACUUGAAGGUAUUACGUGUCAAUUAAUUAAUUAAGUAUUAAUUAAUUAUUAAUAAUGUGGGCUGGACCUCCACAUGUUGAUGGCGGUGCCGGGGGGAUUCACUUUGUUGACGGACAGCCAGUCCACGACGGCAAUUUCGGUGGAUCAAACUUAGUCCACGGAGGAAUCGACGUGGCUGAUGGCAAUUUCGGUGGAUCAAACAUCGUACACGAUGGAAUAAAUGUCGCAGAUGGCAAUUUUGGGGGAUCAAAUCUUGUUGAUGGGGGGGUAAAUAUCGUAGACGGUGGUUAUGGUGGGGUAAACGUGGUAGAAGGUGAUUAUGGUGGGGUAAAUGUGGUUGAAGGUGGUUAUGGAGGUGGCCCAACAAUGAGGGCGUUUAGCGGGGAAGUGGAAGCGGAAGCGGAGGAACCGGCGGAAGCGGAAGAGGAGCCAGAAGAAGCCGAAUAAAAUUAGUUUA